This is a messenger RNA of Cyprinus carpio (common carp), 5513 nucleotides long. RefSeq names its product zinc finger protein Helios-like. The record is from RefSeq and is a predicted model, not a curated record. Gene Ontology annotation, molecular function: RNA polymerase II cis-regulatory region sequence-specific DNA binding; DNA-binding transcription factor activity. Gene Ontology annotation, biological process: regulation of transcription by RNA polymerase II. NCBI's taxonomy places the organism in Eukaryota, Metazoa, Chordata, Actinopteri, Cypriniformes, Cyprinidae.
AACUUAUAAGCUAACUUUGUAGUUAACAAAAACGUUUUAAAAUGCUUUUGAAACGCAUGAGGAAAAUAAUGAGUUGCAUACUUUUAAGACCCCCUCCCCCAUUUUUUUUUAAAUAAUUGACACCCUAAACCCUCAUAAUCCGCGCUUUUAUCAACAUUUACGAGUCUUGUUUGUAAAUAAAGGAAUGAUUCAUUGCCGCAUUUAUUGCGCAUUACGAGAAGUCAUGACAACUCUUACAAGAGUACGCUUUUAAAUUGAUGAGAAUUAGCCUACUAUCGGUGUAUGUGUCACAUGAAUACUGAUACACUGAGCUGCACAUGAAGCAUAUAGAAAACACGCACACAGUCAUCCCACAACCUUUGACGAAGUGACAGACAGGUGGAAAUAUUGGGCUCUAAGCCUGUUGUAGGCAGUUCCCAUCAUUUCCUUAUUUAUGGCUUAAUUCCCUUGGAACCGGUGGAUCCAGUUGGGUAUUCGCCCUAGCCUGACAUCGAUUUACUCAGGUGUUGAACAGGCGCAGGUUUCACUUCACUAUGUCAAAGCAGUUUCAGAUCAGAGGAAGAAAUCUAAUAGUUGAGAGGAAAGCGCUUAGACGCGUGUGAAAUGGAAAAGCUGACGGGCUUGUUCGGCGCAAAGGAAGUCACCAAAACAUACAAACCCAAGCUUGCUUCCUAACUUUUUUCUUCUUUUUUUUUUCGUUUUGGUGCAAGAUCGUCCCCUGUUUGUGACCAAUAUGAACUCCAGUUGAACAUGACAGUCAUCAGAGGACUUCAUCAUCACAGUAGAGACUGAAAAGCCUCUGUCAUUGGAAAUAAUCGAUUGUUUUUACGCAAGGAUUUCUUUGGACACUUAUUUGCGUUUUCACAGGGGGGAGACCAAACAAAAAGUUCUGCCCCCUGAAUAUGGACAUGGAGGCGUCGAAUGGCUAUAUUGCAAGUAACGGCGAUUGCUCUCCCAGGAAGGAGAACUCGAAAAUGCUGGUGGACCUGUCGACCAGCACACCCAAUGGCCAACGUUCCCAAAGUCCUGAUUCCCCUGCUGCACGCACAAUCAAACAAGAGGAAGGUACUGAGGAGGAGACGGAGAGAAGGCCCGAUGAGGCGGGACACAGCGGUGAAGAAGGCUCUGGAUUGGAGGAGCCCAUGAUUGACAGCCCAAAUAACUUACAAGAUGCUGGGCAAGGAACAGAAGUGCAGAGUGAGACUGGGAUAAGACUGCCAAAUGGUAAAUAUAAUGGUGACCGGCCGUUCCAGUGUAACCAGUGUGGGGUUUCAUUCACUCAAAAGGGCAACCUACUGAGGCACGUCAAACUCCACACGGGAGAGAAGCCCUUCAAAUGCCCGUUCUGCAGCUACGCUUGCCGCCGCCGCGACGCCCUGACUGGACAUCUGCGCACACACUCAGUGGGCAAACCACACAAGUGUAACUACUGUGGGCGGAGCUACAAGCAGCGCACGUCAUUGGAGGAGCACAAAGAACGGUGUCAUAAUUACUUGCAGAGCGUCGGCAUGGACUCUGCCUCCAAUCCUGGCCCGUAUCCAGGGGAGGUACCAAAGGAGCAGAGGCAGCUGGAGGCUGCUGGGAUGCCGGCUUUCGACCGGCCUCCUGUAAUUGAAAGACUGCAGGGGAAUGUGGGUAAACGGAAGAGCACCACGCCACAGAAGUUUGUGGGUGAGAAAAUGGUUCGCUAUUCGUACCCCGAGCUGAGCUAUGAGAUGGGCCCUAAGUAUGAGAAGGAAGCUGAAGUAAUGCAUGCCCAGUUGAUGGACCACUCCAUUACCAAUGCCAUCAACUACUUGGGCGCCGACUCCUUGAGGUCUGUGGUCCAUCACCCAUCCCUCUCCAUGGCCGAAGUGCUGCCUAUGGUGAACCCGCUCUUCCAUCCGAUGUACCCGCUUGGGCCCCGCAUGGACCGUCCCAGCAGUCGUGAGCCUCCGUCUCUGCCCCAUCCAAACCCAGAGUUCCCGCACCCAACCAAUGGCGCAAUCUCCUUGGUCAGGCCCAAGAAUCCUCAAUCGGCCCGAGAUGGGUCCCCGUGCAACAGCGGACAGGAUUCGGCCGAUUCGGCACGGAGCAGCCCCCGGGACAAGCUUGGCGGGGCCGGGCCCAGGACGAGAUCCAGCCCGGGGUUUGCCCGGGCAGAGGAAGGCAGGGCGAUCGAUGCUGCCCGAGUCGCCGCCAGGGACGGCGUCCGCGUCUUCGGCCGUGAAGGUCACGAGCUGAGGGUGUUCCAGUGCGAACACUGCCGCAUCCUGUUCCUGGACCACGUCAUGUACACCAUCCACAUGGGCUGCCACGGUUACAGAGACCCACUCGAGUGCAACAUCUGCGGCCACUGCAGCAAAGAUCGCUACGAGUUCUCCUCGCACAUCGUCCGUGGAGAACACACCUUUCGUUAAGAAUCUCACGCACUCUUGCAGUCAGUUUACUGCCGAAGCAUUACGUGAGCACCGAUCGGCAGAUAUAUGAAGGUUUGGGUCCAAUGGAAAGUUUUCAUGUUGGAGCUGUUUGAAGAUUUUUGUUCUGGGUGAGGGGAUGAGUGUGUUUAUGUUGUGAAAGUUUUUCGUUUUAAAGUUCUUUUUAAUUUUUUCACCCCACACACAGUUUAUUGUUGCAUAUGUACUGAACCUUCCAACAGAGCAGCUAUGUGUUAUCUAAAGUUGUGAAGUUCUUUCUCUUUUUUUUGUCAUCUGUAUUACCUCGAUGCAUGCUGUCAUUCUGUUUAUGGACCUUGAUCAAUAUUACAGGUAAACCGAGCAACCAGGGGACCACUGCAGAACUAAACCGCUUAAUUUUGCAUACAAAAAAAAAAGACUUUUAUUCAGAGCUUCUUGCUGCUGUGGCUUCUCAGUGCCUUGCUAAUGUUUCGAACAGCACGAUUUUGCCUCUUAUGGAGUGUUUUAUAUCUUUUUAGCAUCUUUUUUCAUUGCUCGCUCUUUUCGAUGAAGUUCUGGGGCGUAUGAGAUGAAGCUUCGGUACUCGUGCUAAUGUCCUCAUGUCGGUGCUAUUCUAGUUUCACAAAAGCAGUCCUGUAGAGUGGCACAAAUCUUUCAAACACAUUUUAAUGAAGUGACGAUGACAAUCCCCCUUGUGUCUCGUAGAUUUUAACGGGAGACUUUUGCCAUGCUAAGGACAGAUGAGUUUUCCACGCUGUGUUUUGCUUCUGUUGCACAAUUACUAUCAUCUCUUGCAUUCUUAUGCACUUCGCUGAAAACAGCACUGCAACAUGCCUUGGUAAACCUGUUUAGCUUGAGGCCUUGGGUGAAAAUAUGCUAUUUCUAUUCUAUUGAUAAAGCAAACAAAGGUCAAUGUGUAGUUUAGCUAGUAUAUUAUCAUCUGUGAUUCAACAGGGAACAAGUCUGCACCUAUAUUAAGUAAGGUAUAAUGUACAACCCCCGACAGGGUGAUCAGGACCCCGGCGCGAAGCGGCUUCCACCAAGAAAAACUGUUCCUAGCAAGAAUACAGCGCUGACUUCAGUUACCCGGAUGAGCCUGUGCUAUCAGCUUUUACCGGUUGUUAUCGAGGGAUAACAUACCUCGGAAUGUCGCGACUGACCAAUCAGAAUCAAGUUUUCCAGAGAGCCAUGUAAAAAAUGCUUUAACAACAGGGUUGCCAUACUUUGGAUUGAAAUCUGUGAAUUUCAUUCAGCCUUCAGACCAAAUGCCUCAUUAUUAAUGCCUCGUUAAAACCAACUCCUCUGACUGUCUUCAGUGUUAACUCAAAAAAUAGUCUAGAUUUUCUUUUCUUUCCCCUUUUUUUUGGCCCACACAUGGACCUACAGUAUGUGUUUUAUGUUGAGCUUUCUAAGAGCUAAGAUCUGAAAUAUUCACUUAAAUGCACUGCAUAUGCAUUUUUGGUUAGACUCUGGUUAGCUAAAGCAAUUUAUAAUUUAAGUAACCUUUGCACAAUGACAAUUGACAAAAAAAUCUGCUUGGUAACAGAAUAAGGCAGAUCUUUAGAAUUAAACAACAAUUUUAUAGAUGUUAGACGAUUGCCAUCGAGAUUUCAUCACUAACCCGUACUGCACAAGAGCUAUUAGAAGAUAAAUUGCGGUUUAUUAAUCAGACAUUGUUUCGCCCCCGAACAAUUUUCCCAUACUUGAUGCAGAGACUUUUUUCACAUUGUUUUCAGGGCAUUAAAAUCAGUUAUAUGUAGACUGUUUUGAAUGUUCACAUAGCCGUUCAUUCUCCUUUCCUGUUUCCCUUCUUUCUUUUUUUCUUUACUCAAUGAUGAUCAACAUUUACAUAGAGCAUUCUGUAGCACAACCAUAAAUCAAGCUUUAAUCAAUGCAUACGGCUUAAAGUGUACAACCGCAGCCUUCACAACAUUCAGAACCUCCCUUGCACAUUUGUUGGGCUUUUAUGUCAGCGCUAAAAGAGCCUUGCAUCACUAUCAGACUUUGUUGUACCUGUUGUUUUUAAAGCUUUGCUUUUGUCUUUUCUGCUUUGAGAAAAACUCCAAAAAACUGUGAAUAUGCCCUUUAAACGUUAUGAGGAAAAAGACUUAAAAGGCACAACAGCACUGAUAGAAAUGCAUUCAUACUGUUUGAAUAAAUCAUUUUAUUGUUCGUUAAAACAUAGCUUUGCCUUUUACACUUCCAAAAAAUGUCACAAAUCUCACACACAUACCGCCUGGAACAUUUUGAAGAAUUGUAUUUGUUCUUGUGAAGCAUGAAUAUCUUUAUGAAUUUUAGCUUUUUUUUUUUUUGAUUGGUGUCACUUGCAGGCAUGAUAUUGUCUGUGCUCCACAAUUCCAGGGCAUUUUAUAGAAUUAUUAUCAAUGCUUAUUGUAUUUUUUUUUUCUCUUUCCAAAAAAGGAACAAGGUGAAGGAAACAUUGAUGUAAGACUAUGUUUACAACCAGAAUGAACAAGAGCACAUGAACAAAACCUGUUCUUACGAUGAGUCCACACUUUUGGGAGUGGAGAGUACUUGAAAUUACAAGAAAGGCACUCUAGAGUCAGGUUUCACUUUUUACGUUAAAGUGUAUGGGACUGCUAUUUUCUCAUCUGUGUAAAUAUAUAUUUUUUGUGUGAUAAAAGGUGUUUUUUAACUGUUCUUAUUCACUGUGGACCUUACAAACAGUAAGACAAGGGUUUGCAGUGUAUUUUUAUAUAAGUGAAUAAAUGUAUGAAUUAUAUACAGUAUAUUUUGGUAAAAAUGUUGAAAGGGGUUUAUCCUUUGCUGUGUGUUGCUUUUUUGGGUUUUCUCAGGUACAGUGUUGUCAAGAAUCUUCUUAUAAGGCAUUUGUAUGGAACUGUUGGAGAGAUUUGAAUAAAUAUUGAAUUGUUUAGUACUAUUUGACUUGAAAUCCAAAGUCAAAUAUCCAAAUAAACAUAUAUAAAUAUAUAUUUUAAAGAUAGAAAUCUUAUAAGUAAGACCAAGGUUUACUGUUGUAAAGCCAUUUCUAAGGUUGACUUUUGUAUCCUUGGCAUCUUUAAGGAAAGUGUGUGUCGUUCUAUGUUGGUUUUUAAAGCAUGGGCUUUUCUGCAUUAAAUACUGUCAUCAUCUGAA